AUGCCCGACAAGGUCUUCGUCGCCACCCUCGUGGCCAACCUGCUCUUCCUCGCCUCAGGCGCAAUGGAGCUCGGCUUCUCCAUCGCCGCCAUGAACCUCAAGAACAAGACGCCCACCGACGGCCAGGACGCCACGCGCCACCUCAUCUACCAGCAGUUCCCUCUCACCGCGGGCAUCGUCAACGCAGUCUUCGUUCUCGCUACUUUUGUCUUUACUAUCCCCGCCAUGGCACUGGUGAAGCGCAACCUGCUCAAGAUCAGCGGCUACAUGAUUACUCUCUGCGGCGUGUUUUCGCUUGUUGUGGGCUUGUAUCUUUGGAUCAUGACGUUGAGGCUCAAGGAGACGUUUGAGCCUAUUUAUGCGGCGCAGGAUGAGUCGAUUCAGUCGUUGGUGCAGACUUCGUUCCAAUGCUGUGGCUACCUCAACAGCACAUCUCCCGCCUUCGUCACAGACUCCGUCUGCCCCAGCCCUGCCGCGGCUACUCUCCUCCGAGGCUGCUCCACCAGCAUGUCCAGCUUCGCCAACGCCUUCAUCAACGACCUCUUCACCGCCGUCUUCGGCAUGGUCGGCAUCGAUGCCCUCCUUGUCCUUGCCAUCGCCUGUCUCCUCAAAGAGCGCAAGGAAAAGGAGCGUUACUACAUCAUCGAUCAGAAGCGAGACUACGGCCGUCUGUAA
Molecule: messenger RNA, 675 nt
Organism: Trichoderma breve
Lineage: Eukaryota; Fungi; Ascomycota; Sordariomycetes; Hypocreales; Hypocreaceae
Exons: 3
Coding region: 1-675 (224 amino acids)
Cellular component (GO): membrane
Source: RefSeq, a predicted model, not a curated record